Molecule: messenger RNA, 2842 nt
Organism: Clupea harengus (Atlantic herring)
Lineage: Eukaryota; Metazoa; Chordata; Actinopteri; Clupeiformes; Clupeidae
Gene: napaa
Product: N-ethylmaleimide-sensitive factor attachment protein, alpha a
Biological process (GO): synaptic transmission, glutamatergic; intracellular protein transport; SNARE complex disassembly
Cellular component (GO): synaptobrevin 2-SNAP-25-syntaxin-1a complex; vacuolar membrane; terminal bouton
Molecular function (GO): soluble NSF attachment protein activity; syntaxin binding
Source: RefSeq, a predicted model, not a curated record
GCGACAACAGUCCACCGUGAACCCGGCUGUUAAGCCCUUCCCCGCGUCGAACGCAUACUCGCAAAGCAGCCGUGUGAUGCAGUGGUAAAGACUUCACUGAGGAGAUAUCCCGUAACGUCCGUUCACUCGUAGGCCUAGAAUACACACAAAACAAUUCAACAUGGAUCACUCUGCAAAAGAAAAGGAGGCAAUGGCUCUGGUGGCAGAGGCAGAUAAGAAAAUGAGGUCACCAAAGUCGUUUAUGGGGACGUUAUUUGGGAACUCUUCAAAGGCUGAAGAAGCCUGUGAUAUGUAUGUAAGAGCUGGAAAUAUGUUCAAGAUGGCCAAAAAUUGGAACGCGGCAGGUAAUGCUUUCUGCAAAUCUGCCCGACUGAACCUGCAAGUGGACAACAAACUAAAUGCUGCUGUGAGCUUUAUUGACGCAGGGAAUGCCUUUAAAAAAUCUGACCCUGAAGAGGCAGUGAAGUGUCUUGGCCUGGCAAUUGAGAUUUACACUGACAUGGGGCGUUUCACAAUUGCAGCUAAAAACCAUGUUAUCUGUGCUGAGAUCUAUGAAAAUGAGCUGCUGGACGUUGACAAGGCAGUUGCUCAAUAUGAACAAGCCGCAGAUUAUUACAAAAUGGAGGAAUCUACCAGUGCUGGCAAUAAAUGUCUCCUGAAAGUGGCUACUUUUGCUGCCCAACUGGAACAGUACCAGAAAGCUAUUGAAAUCUAUGAGCAGAUUGGCACCUAUGCAAUGGAUAGCACUUUGCUCAAGUAUGGUGCGAAAGACUACUUCUUCAAAGCAGCACUCUGUCACUUUUGUGUUGACAUGCUGAAUGCUAAGUUGGCAGUUCAGAGGUAUGAGGAAAUGUUUCCAGCUUUCUCCGACUGUAGAGAGUGUAAACUGGUCAAGAAACUCCUUGAUGCAUUUGAUGAACAGAAUAUCGAUGCAUACACUGAUGCUAUAAAGGAUUUUGACUCGAUCACCAGGCUGGAUCAGUGGUAUACCACCAUGUUACUGAGAAUCAAGAAGGGCAUCCAGGAUGACGAGAGUGACCUGCGCUAACACCCUUUCCCGCUGCCUGAUGACGCCUCUCCCCUUCUCCUCUCGUAUCGUUGUUUACACCUUUCAACAUGAACUGUACCCACUUUUUUUCUUUUGUGGUAUGUUCACAAGAAAGGAUUAUGGGUAAUCUUUCCAAAGAACAGUUGUAUAUGUUUUGCCAAGCAGAGCUGACCUUAACUGCAGCUUAACCUUUUAUGUUUGUUAGAGAAACAGUAUUGGUUCUGCUGGCUUCAUAAAAUGUAUUUAUUUUCAACCCAUACCUUGCUGUAAUGGUAAUUUCCUCCUCAUUUAUAGUCAUAUAUACUAUUUGUACUCUUGCAUGCCGGGCUGGUCACUUACGGAUUGCCAAAAAGUUACCUUUCCAUUUUUCAGCUUGAAUGCUGUUCAGUGAGUUUGAUUUAAAAACCCCAUUUCAGGAAUCCAGAACUGGAACAACAGGAAGCUCAUGGCAUUGUAAUGCUUAUCUAGGUUUAACAAAAAAAACAUGCUUUUGUGUAAGCUAUAUUUUGCUUACUUCAUUUAGCAUUUGCAUGGCUCACCUAGUGUCUUUGAUAUCUUGCCAAACAGCUGCGAAGUUGGUGUCAGUAAAGUUCACCACCUGUCAUCAUGUAAAAUUGUAAGUCAUUUUGCAAGAUGUUUUAAAUUAUAAGUACAGGAGAUUGUUGAGAAAAUUACUGACUGGUUUGACACUGGACAUUCACUUUGCCAACUGCAAAAACAGUGCAGUGUAGUAGAACAAGCCCAGAUACACCUGACAGUAAUGUGAGUUUUCCAAAGUUUUGUGGGGUUUGAAAACGACUUUGUUUAAACGGAACUUGACACUUACACUGUCAGUACGGUUAUGCAAGAGAGAGGCUAAAAAUGGUGGGAAAUUAGCUUUUUAAUGAGGCAUGGAGUUGAGAAUUCAACUUCCUUACUUCCUGUCUUUGCCAGGUACACCUAAAUGAAUCUGUAGCAUCUUCUCUGACUUUUUCGUAAUGAGGAAUUACACAAGAAAUUGUAUUAUUUAUUAUAUAGGAGCACUUCCUGCAUACCAGAUAACCUGCAUUCAUUCAGUAUAGUCUGUUCAGCAUGAUAUUUCAUACAGAGUAACAUUCUUUGGUUUUUGGUUUGCAUAGGCUAACCUGAAUUUAUUGAGUCUUCUGUUUAAACUUAACCAUACACAUAUUUAAUUUGAUAUAGGUUGUAUAUUGAAUUAUACUAAUUAUUUCCUCUAUUGAGGAAUUUGCAGAUAGCUUAAUGUUAUUAAGCUUUCAGAAUAUAAAAAAACACCAUCUAAUAAUGUCAUGGACCUCACCCAAAUAUAUUUAUUUUUUAUGAAUCUCAAUAUGUGAGAUCCAGGAGAACUUGCAUGACAUUUUACUGUGAUUAAACUUUACCAAGCACUACCAAGGAUUUGAAACCAUAUUUUCUUUAUACAGCUGUUACUGAAAACAUUGUUAGUUUAGAUUAACCUCAUGGAUUUUGAACCAUUUCUUCUAAAAGAAUGUUUCCUGUAUUUCUUUCCUUGUCUAUUUCUACAUUUCUUUACGUAACUUAAUUUAGAGGCAUAGCAGAUCACAUGAUUUAGCGUGAUUAAUCUGGCUGAAUACUGCAAUUGCUGAAAUGCAAUGUCAAUUGUAAUAUAAGUGAAUACACUGAAUGUUCUCUAGAUAACAUUUAGCAAAGAUCUUUUAGUCUGACCAAGAGAUGUGAUAACAUUUUAACUCAGUACUUCAGUAAACUGAUCUUAGUGAUUUUCUUGUAUCCUAAUGAAUUCUUUGAAAAAAGCAAAAUAAAAAUACUAUACUGUUA